This is a messenger RNA of Empidonax traillii (willow flycatcher), 4848 nucleotides long. It is a transcript of the gene PANX2, whose product is annotated as pannexin 2. NCBI's taxonomy places the organism in Eukaryota, Metazoa, Chordata, Aves, Passeriformes, Tyrannidae. Gene Ontology annotation, biological process: positive regulation of interleukin-1 production; monoatomic cation transport. The record is from RefSeq and is a predicted model, not a curated record. The transcript is spliced from 3 exons. Bases 1511 to 3358 code for a protein of 615 amino acids. Gene Ontology annotation, molecular function: channel activity.
UCUGCUUAUGAGAAACGUAGCAUGCUGCUUUACCUUUUUUAUUUCCCCAUGGGAACAUUUUCACAUAGGAAUCUAUUUCAUCUCCUGGGAAACCAGAAUAAGUCUUUGAUAGUAGGAGAUGAAAUUUUUUGUAUGCAUCCCUUCAUGGGUAGGGUUCAGAGGGCAUGUAAAUUACUGAAACCAGGGGACUCAGUGAGCAUUUUUCUUGUAACACGUGUCUGUGAGUACACAAGAUAGUCUAAAUGAGAAGCUGUGUAACUUUAGAGUGCUUUAAGCUCUCCUCUAAGAUUGAACUUAGCUCAUUUUAAAAUAGUCUUUAGAAGUGACAUUAAAGAAUUUGCAGGGCUUAUUCAGUGUACAUGCUGUCUUGGGUAGCAGCAUUUAUUCUAUCAACUCUGUUUAAAUUGGUAGUAUUUUUAGAAAAGAAUUCUCACUGAGUCACUUAAAAAAAAAAUCCCACAAUUUUUGUGCAGUUAUCAGUAUGUUGAUCUCUGUAAGUCACAGAAGAGGUUUAUACCUCCACACCAAAGAAAUAGCUUUUGAUUUGCUCACACGUGAAAAGUAACUGGUCCAAUAGGGAGUCAUCUGUUAAGCCAGAAAGAUUAGGAUUUUUGCUUGCCUAUUAAUUUUUAAUAUGCUAUUUAUUGUUAUCAAACAACAUGAUACUUUAUUAUUUCUUUUUAUUAUUUUUAUUAUUAAGAGAACAGUGCUACCACUCCCUUCCAGUAAACUGUUCUUGAUCUGGACUGUAGACUGCAUUCAGAACUGGAACAGGCUUGGUGUUCUUGAGUGAUUUUCAAGUCAGGAGAACGUGCCUUCUUCCUAUGGGUCUCAUUUUGGGAGGUUUUUUUAAAGGUGUACCAGAACAGUGUAAAAUAUAUUCCCUUUGUUCUACCAGUCAAAACAUGAAAACAUGGUCUUCCUCUUUGAAUGGGUCAUAAUGGUCAUUGUUCUUUGGGCAAUUAAUGAUGCUCUAGCUUUCACAAGGUUUUCUAUCUUUCUUUCAUAUAUUGCUAGAAAAAUCUGAUUGUGUAAGAACAUAAUUUAUCUACCAGAUCAAGACAAAAGUCCUUUUAUCCCAACAUCCUGCUGAUGAUGGUAAAAAACAAAUACUUAGCAAGAAGGGUAAAAUAAACAAGCAUACAGUGUAAUUUCCUUUGAUAAACCCUUCCCCCCUCCAGCAGCCUGUGAUUAAACAUUUCCUGAGGGAAAAAUUGCAUCGCUGGGUAUUUAAUAAUCCUUGCUAUACAUUUUCUCCCAUUACUUUGUCUGCUUUCUUGAUCCACAGUAUUUGUUUCUUCUAUAAUAAUGUAUGACAGUGAGUUCCACUGUUUAAUUACAUGUUGUGUAAAAAAAAAAAUGUUACAGUUUCUAAUGUACAAUUAAAUUUUCAGAGCAAGAAAUUGGUAACACACCAGAUUCUGUCCUGAUCAAUCACACUUUAAUUCAAGAAUGUUACCUAAGAGGGAUACAGCUGACUAAAUCUUUGUUAGCUCCUUUUGUAGGUUAAAUGCACAGCAGUGACUUUUCUCUCUGUUAUACAGAGGAGCCAAUAUACUGUUAUACACCACACAACUUCACCCGCGAUCAAGCCUUGUAUGCCAGAGGAUAUUGUUGGACAGAAUUAAAAGAUGCCUUGCCAGGAGUUGAUGCCAGCCACUGGCCCUCCUUGUUUGAGCAUAAGUUCCUACCUUAUGCACUGCUGGCUUUUGCUGGGAUAAUGUACAUUCCAGCUCUGGGCUGGGAAUUUCUUGCCUCCACCCGGUUGACUUCAGAGCUUAAUUUUUUGCUUCAGGAGAUUGAUAACUGCUACCACCGUGCAGCUGAAGGGCGGGCACCAAAAAUAGAGAAACAGAUUCAGUCUAAAGGCCCAGGGAUCACCGAGAGAGAAAAAAGGGAAAUUAUUGAGAAUGCAGAGAAGGAAAAAAGCCCUGAACAGAACUUGUUUGAGAAAUACCUGGAAAGAAGAGGGCGAAGUAACUUUUUGGCUAAGCUUUAUCUUGCAAGACACCUGUUCAUCAUCUUUUUAAGCAUCAUACCAAUCACAUACUUAUCUACCUACUAUGCUACACAGAAGCAAAAUGAAUUUACAUGUGCACUAGGAGAGCCUCCAGACAGAACUAGCAGCUCCAAAUUGCACAUCAGAGUGAACUGUAAGCUGCCGUCUGUCCAGCUCCAGCGGAUUAUUGCUGGUGUAGAUAUUGUUCUCCUCUGCUUCAUGAACUUGAUAAUCCUCAUCAACUUAAUUCAUCUCUUCAUAUUUCGCAAGUCUAACUUCAUAUUUGAUAAACUGAACAAAGUUGGAAUAAAGACCAAGAAACAGUGGCAGAAGUCCCAGUUUUGUGAUAUCAAUAUUUUGGCCAUGUUUUGUAAUGAAAAUAGGGACCACAUAAAAUCAUUGAACCGUCUGGAUUUUAUUACAAAUGAGAGCGAUCUGAUGUACGACAACGUGGUACGCCAGCUGCUUGCAGCGUUGGCCCAGUCCAAUCAUGAUGCCACUCCAACUAUGCGUGAUUCGGGGAUCCAAACAAUAGACCCAAGCGUUGAUCCAGCAGACAUUGAUGCUAAUGAACAGCUCAUCAUUAAGAGACCAAGGAAGAAGAUGAAAUGGAUCCCAACCACCAAUCCCCUUCCUCAGCCAUUCAAGGAACAGUUAGCCAUUAUGAAGGUUGAAAACCAUAAACCUGAUAAACCGAAGCCUGUGCGGAGAAAAACAGCAACAGACAGCCUUAUAGCUCCUUUGUUAGAAUCUGCUGCAAAAACCUCACAGCAAUCGUCCACUCAUAAAACCGAGUCAAGUGCUAUGCCAAGCACAAGCAGUGAAAAAAAGCACACACGGCACUUUUCCUUGGAUGUUCAUCCAUAUAUACUUAGUAGCAAAAAACCCAAGCCAGAGGUUCAAGCCAUCCCCUCGAUGCCUACAUCAAAAAGCCAAGAGGGUGGAUUUUUAAACCAGGAAGAAAACGUUGUAGUACACGUUACCUCCUCUCUCAAAGACACUCCUCAUCCUGCAAAAGAGAUCCUGUACUCAUCUGAGACAUGCAGAACUGUGCCUGCUGCUGCAGCUUUUGUCACGUGUAACCACAACCAUAUAGCCACAACUGCUGCUGCCACCAGUAUGGCUUUGAACCAGGGCAAGCCAGAGCCAACACCUGCACUGAACUGCAACCCAGCCCACCCUUUGCUGCACAUCAACACGCUGUACGAGGACCAUGAGGAGGAGGUUUCAAACAUAAUGGACAACGGGAUUCACUCACCGACUGACACCGGGGAGAUUCUCUCCAUCCCUACCCCAAAGCAGAUAAGGUUGGCAACGUUUGACGAGCCAAUGGCGAUUGUGAGCUCGGUGGAGUACUGAAGGCCUCGGGCUGCCCAGCUGGCCCCUGUGGCUGGGCCUGAGACCACUACAGUGCAGAACACGGUCCCCCCAGCAAUGCAACUCACUGCAUGAGCAUGGAGAGUUUUCGCACAGACUAUAGCUUCUGCUGAUAACACCAAACGGUUUUUCAAGAUCACAUCAUGAGCACUGUCAGUUAUUUGCGAAAUAGAGUAAAGAAAUUCUGGUGGAAAUAGACCUUUAACACUAAGACAACCACUAGCUGUAGCUCUAAACAAUAGCUUCCUGAUUUAAAUGGGAAUUAGCACAAUUUAUGAAGACUAGGAGUCUGAUGGCUUUCCACAGCAAUUUUAGUGAGUGUUUAAAUCCUUUGCAUUCAGAAUUACUGAUUAAAGUUAAAACAACAUGGAGGUGAGGUAUACUUUUUUAAUGGCAGCAGUUAAAUAAGAGUUCUAAGCAGAGAGGAUUUUUUUUUUAAUUCAGGAUUUUGAAAAAAUUAUAUGCAAGCAAAAUUUGUUUUUGUUUGUUUCUUUAGCUCACUGAUGUUGGACUUGAUGGAGACUUAGCUGAAAGGGCCUUACUACCACCAGCAUGUAAGUGCAAAAAGAUUGAUUCACUCAAUCUCUUGCAUUUAUAAAUGAAAAUACCUGAAGUAUGCCCCGCCCUUUAACAUGCUUAUAUGUUUGAUGGAAGAUGAUUAAAUUAAGAGUUUAUUUUUUUAAAUAUAUUUUACCAUGGAAAAAAUUACUUUAUUAACUUUUCAAACCAGGUGUUACUUUUAACAAAAUGUGUCGAAGAGAGUCAUUGUAGCUGCUUAUUUUUUCAUAGUGUAUUUAUGAACCAGGUUAGAAACUUUCAUGGGUGCUUCACUGAUACGAAAAAUCUUAUGGAGGUCAUUACAAAAUAUCUUACAAAACAUGAAACCAGCAAACCUGUUUUCAAAUAACACACAGUUAAAGAUGUCUAUGAAUUCAGUUCUGCAGAUUUGGCUAGUCCUUGAUUCAGCAAACACUCAAGGCCAUGGGUGACAAAGUGACAAAGGACUCAUGUCUAAAGCUAAGCACACACCGAAAUGGCUUUGCUGGAUCUGGGCUCUAGUGCAGGCAGACAAUAAUCCUGCGGUAUGAGCUAUCACUCUGAUUCAAUAUUUGCCAUCCUUGGCUCAAAGCACAUCUUCAUGCCCAUCUUCCUAUAAUUACGGUAUGUGUGAUUUAAUAGAAAACUAUAGUAUAACUAAAACAUCUAUUAAAAGUGUAUCAUGCAAUAACCAUUCUCAGCAAAAUUAUAGUGAAACAAAAAGUGACUGUGUUAAAAUAAUAUUCCUACCUGCAUUCAGAAUUACAGACUGUGUGUGUUUGCUUCAAAAUUAUGUAUAAUGGUAGAAAAAAAUAUGCAGCACAAAUAUGGGACUGAAAUCUUGAGUUUAUUUUUAAUUUAUUACCUCAGACAUGCAUAUAUUAUACCAAUAUUUAAUGAAAAUAGCACUGAAAAUAAAUACCUAUUAUUCUGAA